AUGUUUUCUGAUGAGUCUUUAGGAGUCAGGACUGCUGAAGACAUCAAGACUAAAAUCAAGAACUACGAAACUGCCUCCUUUGACAGCCGCUUCCCAAACCAGAGCCAGACUGAGAACUGCUGGCAGAAGGACCUGGACAUCCCCCACUGUGAGAAGGCAAUGAAAGCCAAGGGGGGUGUUGUCUUCGUGUGUGAGUGGUAUCGGUGCGUGUACAAGUCCCUCUGCCCGGUGUCAUGGGUCUCAGCCUGGGAUGACUGCAUAGCAGAAGGCACAUUUCCUGGGAAGAUCUGACCUGGC
Apodemus sylvaticus (European woodmouse) is the source of this 297-nucleotide messenger RNA. RefSeq names its product cytochrome c oxidase subunit 6B1-like. The transcript is spliced from 2 exons. NCBI's taxonomy places the organism in Eukaryota, Metazoa, Chordata, Mammalia, Rodentia, Muridae. Gene Ontology annotation, cellular component: respiratory chain complex IV; mitochondrion; mitochondrial inner membrane. The coding region runs from base 1 to 291 and encodes 96 amino acids. The record is from RefSeq and is a predicted model, not a curated record.